Molecule: messenger RNA, 3567 nt
Organism: Chenopodium quinoa (quinoa)
Lineage: Eukaryota; Viridiplantae; Streptophyta; Magnoliopsida; Caryophyllales; Amaranthaceae
Product: TORTIFOLIA1-like protein 2
Exons: 3
Coding region: 1040-3055 (671 amino acids)
Cellular component (GO): microtubule
Molecular function (GO): microtubule binding
Source: RefSeq, a predicted model, not a curated record
AAAAAUACAACAAGUAUUUAACAACAAAGGGAGUAUUUGUAUGAUUAUACUUCCUCUGUUUUUUUUUAUAGUUGCAACACUUCUCUUUUCACGCUUGCCAAUGCAUGAUUUCAAUCGUUAAUAUCUUUAAUUAUCAAUAUGUAAAAAAUAUAAGCAUUUGAUAUUAAUAUAGUAUAAAUUGAGACGAAUCUAAUAACAUCUCACAUGACUAAAUUUUUGCUUAAGUAUAAAUCAUCAAACCUAAUCAAUGUGUACACACGAAUAGUGUAAAAGUCAAACUGUUGCAAUUAUGAAAAAAACGGAGGAAGUAUUACGACAAACAGAGGUAUGUCAAUCUAAUUAUGAUAUUUAUAUUAAAACAUAGAGAGUAUAUUCCUUAGAUCACAAAAACAAAAACAAAUUCAAAAAAAAAAAAAAAAAGAAGACCAUAGGUUAAUUUAAAAAAAAAAAAAAAAAAAAAGGUUAGUUUAAAAAUAGAGGAAAUGGACAAAAAAGAGCUGAGGAGAGUGAGAAACAGCGGGGGGAAUUACAUCAAAAUAAAAAAAAAUUCAAAUUAAAGGGUAUUCCUAUUCCCGUUUCCCAACAAUAGAUUCAAAUGGUUUGUCUUUAUUAUCCACAUUACUCAAACGUCACUAACACAAUGCGCGCAUUUCAUGCCAAAAAAUUCAAACCUAUAAACAUUUUUAAAUUGGAUCAUACAGUACACAUUCUUAAAUGCUGUAAUAAUUGUUUAAACCCUAAAAAAUAAACCAAAAUAUUAGAAACCCCAGAAAAAUUUAAACCCCUGUUUCAUGCAUUACAGCUGCUCUUUCCUCAUUUUCUUUCACUAUUCAUUUCUUGAUUUCUUUCCAAAUUUUGAAUAUUUUUACUUUCUCUGUCUUCUUUAAAGAGAAAGAGUAGAUCUUUCAUUAUCUUUUCCCAUUUAAUUUUUUUUUCCCCAGUUUCAAAUUAAAGAAUUUCAUCAUUUGAAGUGAAUAUCUUCAACAGUAAUUCGACUUUUAUCUCUUUCUUUAAUCUGCUGCAUUGGCCCAGGUUAUCAAUGGGUAGGAAUUUGAGUCCUGCAUUGCGACAAGAGUUAGCCAAGUUAAAAGAUGCAGACUGUAGGAGGUCUGCAAUGAAAGCACUGAAAUUGUAUGUAAAAGACAUGGACUCGAAAGCGAUUCCACUAUUUCUUGCUCAAGUUUCGGAGACUAAGGAUGCCGGUUCGUCGCCGGGGGAGUACACCAUUUCCAUCUAUGAAGUUCUUGCUAGGGUACAUGGGCCUAACAUUGUGCCACAACUUGAUAAUAUCAUGUCUUCUAUUAUUAAGACUUUGACUACUAGUGGAGGGUCAUUUCCUCUACAGCAGGCAUGUUCUAAGGUAGUUCCUGCAAUUGCUAGGUAUGGGAUUGAGCCCGCUACACCGGAAGAUAAGAAGCAACAGUUGAUCCAUUCGCUUUGUAAGCCACUUACAGAUGCUCUUUUGGGCUCUCAAGAGAGCCUGUCUUGUGGUGCUGCCCUUUGUUUGAAAGCCCUUGUGGAUUGUGAUAAUUGGAGGUUUGCUUCUGAUGAAAUGGUGAAUGAGGUUUGCUUAAAGCUAGCUAGUGCUUUGGAGGAUAAAUCGACACAAACGAAUUCUCAUAUGGGGUUGGUUAUGUCGUUGGCCAAGCGCAAUUGUCUUACAGUUGAGGCUUAUGCACGGCUGUUGAUAAGGGCGGGGUUGAAUAUCUUGAAUUGUGGCCUGACUGAGAAGAAUUCGCAGAAACGCUUGACAGCCAUUCAGAUGGUGCAUUCCUUGAUGAAAUGCUUGGAUAUUAGGAGUAUUUUUUCGGAGCUAGACUCGAUUAUAGUGGAGAUGGAGAAUUGUCAAUCUGAUCAGAUGCCAUAUGUAAAGGGGGCUGCAUUUGAAGCAUUGCAGACUGCUAAAAAACUAUUAGUAGAUCAAGGGUCUAAGAUCAGUUGUGAUGAGGUUUCAAUGACUGGUUCCAACUUCAGUAGGAGUAGUAAUAGCCGGAGACAGUUAUCAAGUCCUGGCAGUCAGUCACCGUUAUCUGUGUCACCCGAAUCACUGACCUUUGAUUCGUUUGGUGAGUCUUUCAUGGACUCGCCAAUGUCAAUGAGUCAAGCUUCGUGUAAUGGGAAUCAUAUCAGGAGAAAUUUCAACAGGAAACAAUGGAAUCAAGAAAAUGGAUAUGUGAAUGUAUCCCUAAAGGAUGGACUUUUCUCAGAACUUGCUCACGAAAGCAUCAGAUCUCAUGUGUCCUCAGAACAAGAUGAAGGUUCUGAUAGUAGAAGUUAUGCUAAUGGAUUUCCAGGGUUUACUCCUGGAACUCCAGUAAAUGGAUCACUGAGAAGCCGGCCUCAAAGUCCAUCGAAUGGAGCAUUCAGAAGGCAAGCUCAAAGUCCAGCAAACGGAGCUCUGAGAAGCCGACCACAAAGUCCAUCAAAUGUAGCAUUUAGAAGGCGAGCUCAAAGUCCAGCAAAUGGAGCUCUGAGAAGCCGACCUCAAAGUCCAGUAAACAAAACUCUGAGAAGCCGACCUCAAAGUCCAUCAAUGAGAAGCCAAACUCCCAGUCCUCAGAGGACGCGCUCUCAGAUAAAUCUCGAUUAUGUUAAGAUUUUUACUACUCCUAGGAAGCUUGUUCGUUCACUUCAGGAUAAUGAUGAGAAUUCAGACUACUAUGGGGAUCAAUCUAGAAGACAGAGAAGUCCUUGCUCAGCAAAUUGUGAAUGGAGCCCUGUAGUCAAGUAUAACCAAAGCAGUUGCUUAAAUAAAAAUAGGCCCCAAGAUGGCACUGGCAACAUAACAGAUGAAUGUGAAGAUCAUCAAAGUCAUUCUAUUUCAGAAUCAGUCUCAUCAACUCAAGACGUUUUGGCCAUGGCUAAUGGCGAUGUCUCUCUCAAAAUGUUACAUAGAGAUCAAAGUACAUCUGAGAAGAUUGUGAAAAUUCCUGGGCGGAACUUGCGGAAGAUGGCCACUUUGGUGUUGUUAAUCGUCCUGGUAUUUUCUUUAGGUUUUGCAUCAGUUUUAUUGCUAGGUGAUCAGGGUGAAUUCGUUGGAAUGGUUCCAACUUAGCUUCCUUAAUUUCCAAUGUAGCAUGAUUAGUUGUCAUGAGAAAACAGCAUUAUUUUUCUCCAUAAAAGAGACCUACUAUGUAUCAAUCUGUUAAGAUGUAUUGUAUCUGUACAAAUGAGUACUUGUUUCAUCUUCUGAAACUUCAAUUAGCUCUCUUUUGGAUUAUAUCAUAGAUCUCUUCUAGCUGGAGGCUUAUCAUCUAAGAUUUUUCUUAAAACGCCGAAUAUAGUUUUGUAACCAACAGUCUAUGUAACCAACAGAGCUUGCUUUUUGUCCAGUUAUUGUAAAUGACUACAGAAGUUGGUCUGUCAUCAGUCCCAUUUCGGAUAUUAGUGAGCCUGAGAAAAGAGAGAAUAUAUCACAGAACGAUACUCCGAAAGUCAUGGUGAUAAGCACUGUUGUGAUCACUCCUAUCUCCACCAUUCUCGAAAACAACAAAUUCACAAUUUGUUUGUAACAAUGAUGGCAUUUACUGGAAAUUUCUACAAAAACCUGGCCUCCAAAAUGGGGAG